GGCAACCCCGGCUCUUCUCUCUAUAACAAAAGCAGAGUUUGACGAGUCUGACGAAAGGCGAUGUUUUGAUUGCAAUUGUUUGCAAUAUUUAUUUUAUGAGUGGAGGUCUCUUUAAUUUGUUUUGUGUUUUCUGAGCAAUUUUAAUCAAUAGAGAAUCAACUAUUGGAUAAAUAUUUUACUAACAUUGAAGGAUCUUGGAAAAAGAAUGAGUAAGGCAUUUGAGUUGAAAUUGCAUAGCCCUGCUGGUUCAGAUCCUGAUGUUUAUGAGUGGCCAUUGACUUAUGGACAGGGAGCUAGCAAGAACAGUGGUGCCGUAGAACUAGUAGAAACAAUAAGAUGGGUUUGCCAGGAGUUUCCUGAAAUUGUUUUGGCAAGCAAUAUCCUCAGCAGUUAUGAUACAAAUAGCUAUGAGAGUAUGAAGAGCUUAGUAGAUGAGUACAAUAACGCUAUUGACGCCUUUCUUCAACGUGCAGCACAUACGACACGUCCUAAUGAACGAUUUAGUACAACACAACGCCGUACUUCACGAAAUUUGCUACGUCAUAUUCUUCAACAAGUCUACGUUCACGCCGUAACAAAUCCCAGCAAACUCAAUCAGUAUGAGCCAUUUUCACCAGAGGUGUACGGCGAAACUUCUUACGAAUUAGUAUGCCAGAUUAUUGACCAGUUAAAUAUUACGGAAGAAGAUACUUUCCUUGAUCUCGGUUCAGGAGUAGGUCAGAUAGUUCUACAGGUGGCCGCUUCUACAUGUUGUAAAAUGGUCUGGGGUAUAGAGAGAUCUGAUUGGCCCAACCUCUUCGCGGAGAAAAUGGAUUUGCACUUUAAGCGAUUGAUGCGUUGGUGGGGGAAACCAUAUGGCGAAUAUCAACUCAUUAAUGGCGACUUUCUAGACCAGCGUCACAGCGAUAAGAUAAAUUCAGCAAGCGUUAUCUUUGUCAACAAUUUUGCUUUCGGUCCCAAUCUCGAUCACCAACUUAAAGAACGUUUUGCUGAACUACGAGAUGGCGUCCGCAUAAUUUCGUCAAAAGAAUUCUGCCCUAUAAACUCCAGACUAAGCGAACGCAAUUUAAGUAAUAUAGGUACAAUCAUGCAAGUUUCAAAGUUGUCGCCACCUCAGGGAUCAGUUUCUUGGACUGGGAAAUCUGUCUCUUACUACGUCCACACCAUUGAUCGAACUAAGUUGAAGGUAUACCUCGAGCCGCUUAAGGAAACUGAAAACACUGCAAUCGCAUCAACUAGCCACAACAAUAAGGAUGUUGACCGAACUUUAGAACCGUCAGAUUUGGUCGAUACAAGCCCACCAGUUAUAGAAAGUGGGGUAAAAUCUUCUGAAAGAAUUAGGACACGAAGAUCACUUAACGCAGAGAAAGGGAAUCCUGUUAAAAUUGGUGCAAUAUCUAAUUGUAAUCCAGCUGGCAAACCUGUUGGGCGAGUGGGAAAAAGAGAAGAUCCAGGCAUCAAGAAGAAAAAUUCGAUCCGUGAGUUGAAAUUGGUUAGCUCUCAAAGCACAAAUUCAUCUAAGGGUAAAAAACCCUCGCUUAAACAGCAGCAACGUUCCUGUGACAUUUCAUCGGUUGAUGAUUCUAUAAAAAAUCGGACUACCCGAACUACCGCUGUAAAUGACGCAACCGAAACCCCUACAUCCCUUCAGGUUUAUUUGGACACUAUCCGUAGUCAAAUGAUGGCGGCAGUGGCUAUGCUUAAGGAUGAAAACUAUCGAAGGAGUUUAAUGAAUGACAUCGAAUUCGAACGCAAACGAAAGAAUGAAAUGAGCUUGCAGGCUGCUGAAUUAGACGCAGAAAUUUCAUGUUUGAUGCAAACAGAGAAAAGGCUCCGACGGCAACAGGAAGUAAUGUACCGUAGUAUAAAAUUAAGCCGAGUUAAUGCGGAUGCUACAGACAUUUCAAUCGUGAAUCAAGAAUCCUUUCUAACAGAGAUUUCAUUGGCCAUUCAUUUGCGCAAGAGGCUAAGCUGCAAAAUCACCAAGGUAUCGUCAGAAGUCUCAACUCCGAAUCAAACUGCGAUCGACGCUGCACUACGGCCAUCUGCUUCCAACAGUUCAAGAUUGAAGACAAGUUUAUCUUCUCCAAUUCAACAGCAAGCAGUACCUUGCGUUAACGCACAAUCACGAAAUCUCCAAUCUGAGUCGCCCCAUCAGCCGAUUGGCCAGGAAACUUUUCCAGUUCCUUCAGUUCUUCUUGGUUAUGACUUGGAAGAUCGCUUAAAGAACCUCAUCAUUAGUGUAUUGAAAGACAACGCUAAUCUUGCUGUAAGGCAGAUUAGAUAUGAUCCGUUUUUUUCGAAUCCUCGUGUGAAACAUUAAUGUACGGCCCAUAGGCCGAGCGAUGAGCGCAUAGGAUUUUUUGCUCCGUCUCCCGUAAAACAUUUCAUUUUUUGACAUUUCAACCACAAACAAUCAUACAUCAACGUUUCCUCAUUAAGUAAGCCGUCACUAGUCAUCGUUGGAUACUUCCAAACCCGUGGUGGAAUCUUCUUUCUAAUAGAUAAUCUAUUAUUUCAAGUAAUUGGGUCACCAAUUUUUCAUUACCGUUUCAACAAAACGAGUCAUUCAAACGACGUUUGAGAAGAUUAUGAUUUUCAUUUUUGAGCGCAUAAAAUUUACGAACCAUAUUUUUAGCUGCACUAUUUUACUGAGUAUCAACUCCAUUUUCUAAUCAAUUUCGAGCACAAUGGCGAAAGGACAAUUGGGAGUGUACUGUUGUCCCUGGACUAUUUAUUUCUUUAAAAAUUACCAAUUGUGUGACUUGGUUAUCAAUCGUACAUGUAAAAUUAUGAAAUCAAAUAUAAUAAUGCUUCAUCAUUUCA
Daphnia pulicaria is the source of this 2826-nucleotide messenger RNA. Its product is annotated as histone-lysine N-methyltransferase, H3 lysine-79 specific-like. The coding region runs from base 206 to 2323 and encodes 705 amino acids. The record is from RefSeq and is a predicted model, not a curated record. The transcript is spliced from 15 exons. Gene Ontology annotation, molecular function: histone H3K79 methyltransferase activity. Gene Ontology annotation, biological process: regulation of transcription regulatory region DNA binding; DNA damage checkpoint signaling; DNA repair. Lineage: Eukaryota; Metazoa; Arthropoda; Branchiopoda; Diplostraca; Daphniidae. Gene Ontology annotation, cellular component: nucleus.